AUGGACACACAGAAGGACAUUCAACCCCCAAAACAGCAGCCAAUGAUAUAUAUCUGUGGAGAAUGUCACACAGAAAAUGAAAUAAAAUCAAGGGAUCCCAUCCAAUGCAGAGAAUGUGGAUACAGAAUAAUGUACAAGAAAAGAACUAAAAGAUGGGUGGGUUUUGAUGCUCGAUGAAACAUGAAAUUCAG
Messenger RNA from Phacochoerus africanus (Common warthog), 191 nucleotides. Its product is annotated as DNA-directed RNA polymerases I, II, and III subunit RPABC4-like. Gene Ontology annotation, biological process: DNA-templated transcription. NCBI's taxonomy places the organism in Eukaryota, Metazoa, Chordata, Mammalia, Artiodactyla, Suidae. Gene Ontology annotation, cellular component: RNA polymerase II, core complex; RNA polymerase III complex; RNA polymerase I complex. The record is from RefSeq and is a predicted model, not a curated record. The coding region runs from base 1 to 177 and encodes 58 amino acids. Gene Ontology annotation, molecular function: DNA-directed RNA polymerase activity; zinc ion binding; DNA binding. The transcript has a single exon.